AUGAAGAUGCUCACGAGACUCGUCGCACAUUCCGAGGUGUUGCUCUCACUUGCAGCCCUUUGUCUCGCCAAACAAGCCCAAUUCUACGAGAAAUCAGAGAAUUUUGGAUUUGCCAUCACUUCCACGAGCACCAGCGGCAAUGUCGACGCUGGAGAGUUCAACAUUCAGAUUUCGGCGCCCGUUUCCUAUGGCUGGGCUUCGGUAGGGACCGGAGAUCGUAUGCACGACUCCCUCAUGUUCAUCAUAUAUCCUUCCGGUCAAGACAAUGAGGUCACGCUAAGCGUGAGAACCUCAAGCGGCCACGACACACCUGAGCCUGUGUCAGGUGUCAACGCAACCGUGCUAAGUUCCGAGGUCGAAAACGGAAAGAUGACAGCAACUAUUCAGUGGCAUCAGAGCUCGGGCCAUAAGUUCAACAAGGUCAAAGUCACAGAUACCAAGCAGUCAUGGAUAUGGGCGGUCGGGCCAAACGAGCAGCUCCAGUCAAACUCCGUCGACGCAGAGAUCGACCAGCAUUCGCACUACGGUGUCUUCUUCGUCGACAUGCCCGCGACACAGAAUGCAGUUGCCACCGUCCCCAGCAUAUCAGGCACGUCCAGCGUCUCGGCAGAAGGUCAGCCUGACUAUUACCACGGCCUCGUCUAUGCACACGCGAUACUCCUAGGCGUUGCGUUCGUUAUUGUCUUCCCGGUCGGUGUCCUCGGCCUGCGGUGGAGAUGGUCGAUUGCAUUCAAGGUGCACUGGAUGCUGCAACUCUUCGCCACGGUCGGAGCGUACAUCGGACUAGCGGUAGCCGUUGCCAUGAGCAUUGCCGGCAUCGAAUACGCAGCGUUUGGUGAAACGCAUCAGGUCCUUGGAAUAAUCGUCGUCGCAGUAUUGUCAUUUCAGGUCGUCAUGGGCUAUAUUCACCACGUCAACUACAAGAAGGCCGGCCGCCGCACCGUCCCAUCAUAUUUCCAUCUCUGGCUCGGUCGUGUUCUCAUCUACGCAGGCAUGGUCAAUGCGGUUUUGUGA
This is a messenger RNA of Cladophialophora bantiana CBS 173.52, 1014 nucleotides long. RefSeq lists its product as uncharacterized. The transcript is spliced from 5 exons. NCBI's taxonomy places the organism in Eukaryota, Fungi, Ascomycota, Eurotiomycetes, Chaetothyriales, Herpotrichiellaceae. The coding region runs from base 1 to 1014 and encodes 337 amino acids. The record is from RefSeq and is a predicted model, not a curated record.